AUGUUAUCUCUUCGUCGCGGUUAUUCCCGCAUCCCUGUUGAAUUGCUGGACAUCAUCAUGGACUACACCGACAAGAAGACGCAGGGGAGCUGCUCUCUCCUCCUGUGCGAACCCGCAUCGACCGUUCUCCCGUAUAUCCGCGAACUGCACUUGGAGGAAGGCUUGAAACUGUCAGUGGAGGAACAGGCAAGAAGCGACACCAAUGAGAGCGCGUUCCUCGCGCAUGCGCGACCGCAGGAGAGGCAGCCGUGGCUCGAAGCAGUCUUGCCUAAGAUACGCGUCGACGGACUGACAGCGCUCAGGAGCCUUCGUCUCAAGAAUUUGGACUGGGAGCAGCUCUCUGCGAGGUCGCGCAGCAGCCUCGUGAACCUCUGCCAGCGGUUGGAUGCUCUGGAGCUGGUCUCCUUCGGCGGUACCUGCGUACCGUACUCGACACUAGCUGAGCUCCUCAUUCCCUUCUGCACCGAACACGCUUUUUCGGGUAUGACUUCCCUCCGGAGCCUCCACCUCGAGAUGUACGACCUGCGCUACAUACCGGCCAUCCUGCGUCAGCUGGAGUCGCGCGAGCUGGUCGAUGUGACCGUGCGGGCGACGGUCCAGGCGUCCGACAAAGGCACCCUCGAAGCGCUCGCAAGGUGCUUGUCCACAGGCCCGCUCGCGUCCGCUCGCCCCCGCGUCUCGUUCAUAUGCGCGGCAGAAAGGAAUACGAGAUUCUCUGCUCCGAUCAUGGAGGGCAUGCGCGACGCGCUGCUUACACAUCUAACAGACCUGCGGAAGGAGGGCAGGCUUCGGAUCCUGCGCCCCACUUUGGAUCCAAUGACUCGAAAAGAGAUAGGUGAGGAAGAGUUCUGA
Messenger RNA from Fomitopsis serialis, 852 nucleotides. RefSeq lists its product as uncharacterized. Bases 1 to 852 code for a protein of 283 amino acids. NCBI's taxonomy places the organism in Eukaryota, Fungi, Basidiomycota, Agaricomycetes, Polyporales, Fomitopsidaceae. The record is from RefSeq and is a predicted model, not a curated record. The transcript has 3 exons.